This is a messenger RNA of Colletotrichum truncatum, 1968 nucleotides long. RefSeq names its product heterokaryon incompatibility protein. The record is from RefSeq and is a predicted model, not a curated record. Lineage: Eukaryota; Fungi; Ascomycota; Sordariomycetes; Glomerellales; Glomerellaceae.
AUGCCGAGCUGCAAUGGAGGCCACCUAUUCGCCGCUUGCUUCUCACCUUCUGUUUGUUCGCUCAAGCGCAAAAUCACCUCCCGCUCCCUCUCACCCAAUAUGGAGUAUCAAACCCUCCGUCAUUCACCACGCGAGAUACGACUAAUCCGAAUAUUCCCCGACGAUAACCCAUGUAACCCAAUCCAAUGUGAACUAGAGCAUACGUCCCUCUCGGCACCAGGGGCCUAUGUCGCCUUGUCAUACUGUUGGGGAAGCACAAAAGAUAUAACCCACAUCGCCGUAUCUCAAAGCCGAUUUCCCGUUACAAGAAAUCUCGCCCAUGCUUUGCAAUUGCUGCGACUCAAAGGCUUUCAUCGAGUAUGGGCUGAUGCUAUUUGCAUUAAUCAGAGUGACCUAGACGAACGGGCUCAGCAAGUGUCAUGCAUGUGCGCGAUAUAUCAACAUGCCACCAUAACAGUGGCAUGGAUCGGUAACCCUAAUACUAAUCGUGACCUGGUGCUAUCCAAAAGAUCCUGUGAGCUCAUCAACCUCUUGAACAAGAAAAGGGACAGUCUGGUGUCGGCGCCACCGAAUUGCAAUCAAAAGCCAGCCUAUAACCAAAAGUUGCUCCAAGCACUUCGCCUUCUGGACUCAGACGACUGGAAUAUUUUGAUAGAGUUGUUUAAGCAAGAUUAUUGGAGCCGCGUAUGGAUUAUACAAGAAGUUUCAGUUAGUGCGAAUGUCCAGUUCGUUUGGGGCAGUCAAUCAUUCUGGCUUAAAGAAUUACGAUGUGCAAUGUCGGUUUGCCAAAAUUACAGGGCCGACAUCCCAGGAGCCGAUAAAGUCGCUUCAACGGAAGGAUUCCGCCAUGUUGAAAUGCUCUUCGGCUUCCGCCAAAGCACAUCCAAUACGCCGAAGAGCCUUAUCCAGGCCUUGAUUGAUUGCCAAAGAGCAGUGUCGACCCGUCGAAGAGACAGGCUUUAUGCUCUAACUCACCUUACCACAGACGGUACAAAGCUGAUACCAAACCCAGACUAUGAGAUCACAAUAGAUCAGCUCUAUGAAGAAACCACCUUUCGGAUGAUUAGCGCGAGCUCCGGCCUUGAUUCAAUCGUCUUCACCGUUCGCUCUGGCGAUAAUUGGAUACCUCAAUGGGACAACCCGUCCACAUGGUCAAAUUUGAGAGCCAGCGAGUACCUAUCUGGAAGAUGCAACUUUGUGAGCGAAAGAUCACGUAGGAACCAUGGCUCCGGUACGGUUAUUAGCCAGUGGAAGGCAACAAAAGACUCGAAACCGUACGCGACGAAAAUACGCCAUGUGUUGGAAGUUAGGGGCAAAAAAGUCGGAAGAAUAGCAAAUUGCUCUGCGACAGCAUCUGAAGCCUGCCAAGCGGGUACACCAGGAUUGUUACAGCAUUCAACCGUCAAGGAUAAUGACUGGGUACCCAGCCGAAAGACACUGAUUGCCCUGUGUUGGAUAUUAUACGAUCUUUUACCCAAUAACGCCUACAUAAAAGCGAAAAAAGUCAGUGUAGCUGAUGUUCACUGUCUUCUUGCCAGCAAAAGUCGACGACAGGAAGUCCAGAGAAACGAGUCUGAGCUUUUCAGAUGGCUUACAUGUCGGAGGAACCUAUCUUUCAAGAUUGAUAAUGUCCCACUCAUAAAUUGGCUUUCAGGGACAAAUAUGUUGAGCCAGAUAAACCCCAGACGGCAUGAUGCUUCGGCCUUAGCGAAACGAAUAGCUGAUAUUGUAAGGUUGGAAAUGAGGCUCAUUACUACGGAUGAAGGCGAUAUCGGAUGGGCGACCGAUUCUUGUAAGCCCGGAGACGACUUGUAUUUGCUACUUGGAUGCAGUGUGCCUGUCGUACUACGGCCAAUCCAAGGCGGGCAAUAUCAAUUACUAGGAGAUAGUAUUAUACACGGACUCAUGAAAGGCCAGGGCAUGGUAGGCGAAUCGCCCUUGCAGUGGCAGCGGGUGUUACUGAAGUAA